AUGUUGUUAAGUCAUCAAAAAAUACCUGGAACACCCCUGCAGACUUCGGAGGCGGUAAGGCCCUCCAAUAGUACCAGCCCCUUAACCGCCUUUACCUUUAAUACGAUCGGAAGAGAGCCGUCUUUGCUCAAGCGCAUCAGUACUGAAUCACAGGAGGACCUUCAAUAUCCUUCUUCCCCGGUUACUCCCUCCUCUUCUAGUCGUACUAUGCAAGAGACACACACUCGCUCCAGACCGUCAUUAUAUGACUUGUUGAGCCCUUCAAACAUUUCCACCGAAAAUUCAAACGACCAUUCAAGCCAUUCCAUCGCUUCUCCUGCCAUUGCCACCACAACUAUCGAAAGCAUUAUGGCUGUCCGGGACGGCGCUCCCGUCUUGACGGGACUUCUAUCUGCUGAGAGCUCUGCCACUUCCCCAAAUUCUCCUAACACUCUUUCACCCUCUCACUCCCGAGCUGGAAGCCAUCUCCCCCCUAUUUCGCAAGCAGACACAGAGUCGCGCGUUGCCUUCUCCGACCGUGUCGCAUCAUCUGAGUCGAGUCCAAUUACUACGAUUCUUCCUGUGGACGAGUCACAUUCCAAUAUGACCGCGGGAAGAUCAGCCACUGCGAUGCCUUCAAGUGGAAGUUUUUCCCAUUCUCCUCAAGAAUCGCGAUCCGCUGCAACAGAUCUCGUUUCGCUGAUAUCUGACGUAGCUCUUGAGAGAGCCGAGUGGACUGAGCUCGUCGGUCUCGUUAAUCGCUUUCAUGCGGAACAUGAAGAGUAUCUUCAUCGGAAUGAGGAAGCUAACCGGGCGCUGUUGCGGGAACGAGAACAAGCAUCCAAGAUGUUCGCCACGGUUACAUCUGCCUUUAAUCGACUCGAUCUAUUGCGGACGAAGCAAGAACGGCGUUUUGAGCUUCAGCAGCAAGAUGCUCAACGUGCCUUACGGCAAAAGCUACUCGAUGAUGAGGCUGAGGUCGCGCGCAAAGAGGCUGCCGAGAGGCAGCGACGGGUUAAGGCCCAGGAGGCCGAAAGAAGGGUCGCUCGCGAUGAGGAAUUGCGCAAGAACGCGGAAGAGCACGAAGCGCUACUGAGAGCUACAGAAGAAAAAACGCGCAAAACUGCUGCGGAGGAAGACGCAGUAAGACGUAAGGCCGAGGAAGACGUAGCUAGAUGUAAGGCCGAGGAAGACGCAGCUAGAUGUAAGGCCGAGGAGGACGCACGGCGCCAGGCUGCCGAGGAGGAAGAGGCUAAGUGCAAGCUGGCAGAAGAGGAAGAGGCUAAAUGCAAGCUGGCAGAAGAGGAUAGCGGACGAAUUGCUCAAGAAGAGAUGCUUCGUAAAGCUGCUCAAGAGGCUCAGCACGCUGAAGAGGCCAAAGUUUUCGCGGCUGAACAGGAAACACUCAGGAAAGAAGAACUGCAGCGUGCGCAGUACGAGGCAAAUAGAGCCAGAGUUGCUGCGAUGAAGCGAAAGGCUACUGAAGAAAACGCAGCGAGAGCUCGUGCUCAGCAAGAAGAGAAGAAAGCGCGUCCGCCUAAGGAAGAGGUUAAGGCAAGGUUAGAGAAGGAGAAGAAAGAAGCUCGCUCUCGAUCCUCGGAUACGCCUGUACUUGGUACAGGGCCUAUUCUUGGCGAUGCAACCGGGCUUAUGCCCCAGGAGCGUACUCCCCCUCAAACGUCUUAUGGACACAUCACGACGUCGCGAGAUGAGAUAUCUUUACGUUCAGCUCAAUCUGCCACCAAACCUCCUACUCAAUCCUUAACACCUUCCACAUCGCAUACGGGAGCAUCGACUUCCGAUACGCUGCAGUCUUAUUCUUAUCAACAUUCUCCUAUCACUGCCGUUCCGACUCUUCACCAAUCCGACCAUCCACACGUGUCUCCUGCAACGGCUGACAAUGGCGUAAAGAGUCUCGCGGUCUCUUUUCCGACACAAUCCGGAUCCGAUAUGGAGAUUUCGAAGCGUGAUAUUCCAGUUGUGAAGGCGGAGGUCGUUACUCCGGUUUUGCCCAAGAGUACUAAGAUCAAAGGUACGACCCAAGUAGUACCACUGGAGCCUCUUAUAAUUAAGAGAGAGCCAUCUCUUGAUGAUGAGCCGUUCAACAAGCCGGCAUCUCUUACUCCUCCAUCUUCGAACCCUUCAGGUCGCCCUUCUCACAUUUCCCCCAUCCUCACGCUCGCAGCACCGCAACGAGCCUUUGACAGUCAGCCUAUUCCCGCCACAGCUUGUGCAUUGCAGGGCGACAGAGGAGACGUUCAUCAAGCUGGUCCUGCGGGUACUUCGCGCGUGAACGCACCAAACUAUCAUAACGUCCGUGAUUCCGACAGUCGCAGUUUGACUCAUGGAAAUAUUGCUGGCAUAUCUAGUCGACCUCUUGCGCAGAGACUAUCUGGCGAAACUCAAAGUGAACAGUCACAAGUAGCCUUUGACGCUGACGUCGCUGGUAUUCGAGGCCAAAAGUCAAUUGCAUCGCCUCAAAUUAGAGCACCUGCUCAGGAGGCACGCAAAGCGCAAUCCAAACUUCCUCCUCGACCCGCAUAUAACCACCGUGUUGUGCAGCCACCUGUGCCAUCUUCUAACCAGGAGCAGAUGCGACGACAGUAUGAUCACUAUUCGCCACGACGGCCCGUCGCAGCCAAGGAAGGCUCUCCCGGAAUCGGAAAGCGUAACAGAGCCAAUGACGCAUGGGUUUCCGAUGAGCCUCCUACUCGACGAGCGAGGGUAUCUUCUGAAGAAGACUUUCCUCGCCGUUGGCCAGUAGAUCAAGAUUUGCGACCUGGACCAUCGGCACACCAUGACGCUCGGGCUAGAUUUCCUCAGCACACGGAUUAUCACCCCAAUGAACAUGUCGAUACAGCCGUACCUGGCUACUAUGAACGCGUCCAGCCUUCCGAUUAUGAUGCGUACCAUGCUGACCGGGAUUGGUAUCCCCAAUCCACGAUACAAGACGAUCACCUUCGUGCUAUACCUGGACCUACGACUCGCCACAAUCCUGAGCGAGCUGCAAUACAUACCCCAGAGAGCCCUAGAGCCAGAGACUCUUACAACCACGAGCAGCCUUCGACACUCCUCGCUCGUCUUACUAGCGGCAAUCAAUCAUCCCGCUACGGUGUACCUGCCCGAGUGGCAAAGAAUGGCAAUCGCAAUAGACAGUCUCCGCCGCGCGCACCUCAGCGCAGCCGCGGCGCAGCUCCGGUCUCAAAGCGAGGCCAUGCUUCUACAAAACCCGUCGGAAGGCAGCAGCAACAAUCCCACCAUCUUGGAUUGGAAUCUCGUCUGUCGGAGCGCUGA
Fibroporia radiculosa is the source of this 3273-nucleotide messenger RNA. RefSeq lists its product as uncharacterized. The transcript has a single exon. NCBI's taxonomy places the organism in Eukaryota, Fungi, Basidiomycota, Agaricomycetes, Polyporales, Fibroporiaceae. The record is from RefSeq and is a predicted model, not a curated record. Bases 1 to 3273 code for a protein of 1090 amino acids.